ACGUUCCAAAUCACUUUCACAAUAACAGCUUUAGGAAUCUUCUUUUCCAAACCGAUCUACGACAUUUUCUUUAGACCCAGUGAGCCUGUCGACUUUUCCGAGCCAGAGACCACGUUUGGGUUAAAACGGGUGGUUUCGAAGUAAUAUGGAUUCUGUCGCCAAAGCUAGAGACAGACUAGCUAAAUACCCGGUAGUAUUCGCCAAGUGCUCGAAGCAAGCUACGUUGUACGCUCGCUGCGUUUUGUUCAAAGAAGACACGUUAAAGAAAGGCGAUUGUGCCAAAGAGUUUGGUGAGUUUAAAACCUGCUUACAAGCGGCUGCUAAGGACAUCAAAACGAGGAUUUAA
Messenger RNA from Amyelois transitella, 346 nucleotides. RefSeq lists its product as uncharacterized. Gene Ontology annotation, cellular component: mitochondrion. The record is from RefSeq and is a predicted model, not a curated record. Bases 146 to 346 code for a protein of 66 amino acids. NCBI's taxonomy places the organism in Eukaryota, Metazoa, Arthropoda, Insecta, Lepidoptera, Pyralidae. The transcript has a single exon. Gene Ontology annotation, biological process: mitochondrial respiratory chain complex I assembly.